GCUUCUCUGCCAAGACGCAACGUGUCUUCUGAUGAAGCCCCAGUGAUAGUGGAGUUCCCAGAGGACACCCGAGUCCAGGAGGGAGAGGGGGUAGUGCUCAAGGUCGAGGUAACCGGAGUACCCCACCCCAAACUGACGUGGUACCACGGCGGAUUAGAGGUGGUGCCGGAUUACUCCAGAGAGCUGGCGGAGGACGGGACUCUCACACUUCCCUCUGCUGAGACCAAACACAGUGGAGUCUACCAGCUGGUGGCCAGGAACAGAGGAGGCAGUGUCGAGAGAGAGGUGAAGCUGCAGGUAGAGCAGGAGGGUGUGGAGGAGGGAAUCGCUGCUGAGGAGCCGUCCUACGAGACUGUGGCUCUGAGUGGUCCGGUUCCCGUGGCUGUCUUCGGGAGUCACGUGGAACAGCGACACUCAAAGAACAACAAGCCAUUCAAAGAGGAAUAUGAGGGACUGCCCACCUACGCGGAUAAGCCCGUUACCGUAGCUACCACUCCUGACAAUAAACUCAAGAACCGCUUCGCCAACAUCUGUGUCUAUGAUGACAACCGCGUAGUGCUGAACCCACUGGCCAAAUAUGACUCUGACUAUGUCAAUGCCAGCUAUGUUGAUGGCUACAGUACCAAGGGCAAGUUCAUCGCCACUCAAGGUCCCCUACCAAAGACAGUGGUUGACUUCUGGAGGCUGGUCUGGCAGGAGAGGGCCCCCACCGUUGUCAUGAUAACGAACCUGGUGGAGGGGACCAAGAUAAAGUGCCAGCAGUACUGGCCCGAGGGCGGGGCCCAAGGAUUUGGACCGUUCCAGAUCACCGUCACUGACCAGCAGACACUGGCUGACUAUACAUUGCGACGUAUUCUGGUCCAGCUGAAGGGAAGUUCAGAGCGUCCACUGAACGUGAGUCAGUUCCACUUCACAGCCUGGCCUGACCACGGAGUGCCCGACUAUGCCACGCCCAUCCUGACCUUCCACAGGAGGGUGAUGAAGGAACACAAAUCUGGACCUAUAGUCGUCCACUGCAGUGCUGGAGUGGGCAGGACAGGAACAUUCAUCACUAUAGACCAAGCCCUCGAGGCAGUGGAGAAGGAGGGGAAAGUGGACAUCCCUGGAAUCAUAGCUAAUCUGAGGCAGCAGAGGACCAAGAUGGUUCAGACACCGGACCAGUAUAUCUUCAUCCACGAUGCCAUCCUGGAGGCAGUCACGUGUGGAGACACUCAGGUGGAGUCUGGAGACCUGAGGAAGAUUCUGGGCCGGCUGCAGAGGCGGGACCAGUCAGGGAGAACUGAUAUGGAGAUACAGUUCUCUGUGUUGGAGCAAGUUAGUCCCAACCCUCAAGAUGCUAAGGUGUCUGUCGCUCUCAAACACCCAAAGAAAAACCGCUCCAAAAACUUCCUGCCUCUGGACAAGUGGAGGGUGCUGAUAAAGGGAGAGAGUCCAGAUUAUAUCAAUGCUAGUGUGGCUCAUGGCUACAAGCAGCAGAGAGCCUUCAUCAUAGCUCAGAAUCCAAUGCAGUCCACUGCCAGAGAUUUCUGGAAGAUUGCGUGCGACAGGAAGUGUGGAGUGUUGGUGAUGCUGUGUGACCUGGUGGAGACUGGGAAGGAGACAUGCUACCAGUACUGGCCUUCCAGUGGCUCCCUCACAGUUGGAGAGUUCACUGUGGACCUGAUCCAGGAAGAAAGGCUCUCUGGAUUCUCUAUGAGGAACUUUGGAAUCUACGAUGAGAAGAGCAACAAGUCCCACCAGGUGACCCAGUUCCACAUCACCAACUGGGCACCCGAUGGGAACUGCUCCAACAUCAAGACCGUCACUGACGUGAUUGAGGAGGUCGGUAAGGUGCAGAGGAGGACCGGCAAUCACCCCAUCAUGGUCCACUGCAGUGAUACAGUGAGCAGGUCGGGGAUGUUCUGUGCCAUAGCCACCACCAUUGAGAGGUGUAAGACAGAGGGAGUGGUGGAUGUGUUCCAGGUGGUCAAGGCUCUCCGUGUACAGAAACCUGGAGCUGUACGCACUGUGCUGCAGUACAGGAUAAUCUUUGAGGCUGUUUUGGAAUACCUCGACUCAUUUGCACUCUACUCAAACUUUUAACUGACUGAGAAAUUAUGAUUGGUUUUGCAAACUUUGUCUCCUCUUACAUGUAGCUUUAUG
Messenger RNA from Geodia barretti, 2142 nucleotides. The record is from the annotation of a GenBank genome assembly. Lineage: Eukaryota; Metazoa; Porifera; Demospongiae; Tetractinellida; Geodiidae.